AGGAUGAAAGUCUGUGCUCCUCUCACUGUUGUCUUGGCUCUGAGUCUGAGCAGUGGCUGUGCAAGGAUGCACUACAAAUCUGAGGCAGGAAGAGGCUCAAGGCAUGGGUUCACUCGCCCACAAGUGUUUACAGAGGAUGGACAUUUAUGCAAAUUUCCUUUCCGGUUUGGCGGAAGGUUUUAUCACACGUGUUUAUCAAAUUUAUUUUCCAGAAAGAAAUGGUGUUCAACAACACAUAACUUUGACCGGGACAGGAGGUGGGGACACUGUGAUUUGCUGCCCAGAGACCACUCAGAUCACUGUGCAGACAACCCCUGCCAGAAUGGAGGGACCUGUUCUCUCAGUCACGGCCACAGGAUGUACCACUGCACCUGUCCUGAGGAAUUCACAGGCGAGGACUGCCAGCUGAAGAAAUGUUUUGACAACAGUCUCUACGAAUUCUUUGAUGUGGGUGCGAGCUGGUCAAGAGUCCAACAAGGAGCAGUGGAGCAGUGCAAGUGUGUGCACGGCCAGAUGGAGUGUGUUCCUGUGGAACACAAAAGUUGUGUUCAUGAUCCUUGCAUGAAUGGUGGAGAGUGCAAGAUGGUUGCCUCCACUGGGAAAAUAGUAUGUGAUUGCAAAGAAAAUUACGCAGGGAAGUAUUGCAAUAUUGUCCCGAGCCAACGGUGCUACAUCGGCAACGGCACAGAUUACAGAGGGACAGCCAAGACAACCAUUUCUGGACACAGCUGCUUGCCUUGGAAUUCAGACCUGCUUUACCAAGAGCUUCAUGUUGACAGCAUUGGGAAAGCAGUGCAGCUUGGCCUGGGGCCCUUCCCUUACUGCAGAAAUCCAGAUGAUGAUGAUAAGCCCUGGUGUUACAUCAUGAAGGACAACAGUUUGUCUUGGGCAUAUUGUGACAUUCCAACUUGUGCAAGCAGGGAAAGGAGGCCACUAGUUCCAGACAAAGUAGAUAGCUCUGCAAGCACCAAAAGACCAUGUGGAAGAAGACACAAAAAAAGAAGUUUUGUGAGACCUAGGAUUGUUGGGGGAUCUUCAUCUCUGCCUGGAUCUCACCCCUGGACAGCAGCUAUAUAUAUUGGAGAGAGUUUCUGUGGUGGAAGCCUGGUUCAGACCUGCUGGGUUGUGUCAGCAGCACACUGCUUUGCUAACAGUCCACUAAAAUCCACCAUUCGAGUAGUUCUGGGUCAACAAAUAUUUAAUAAAACAACUGAUGUAACACAGACAUUUGAAAUAGAGAAAUACAUCUUGCAUCCUCAGUAUUCCGUGUUCAAUCCUACUGAACAUGAUAUUGCUUUGAUUAAGCUGAAGAAGAACGGCCAACGUUGUGCUGUCAAGUCCCAGUUUGUUCAGCCCAUCUGCCUGCCAGAAAGUAACACUGUUUUCCCUGACCAGUUGAAAUGUCAGAUUUCUGGAUGGGGACACAAGCAUGAGAAUAUAUCUGGUUAUUCAGAUGUCCUGCAAGAAACACUGGUUCCACUUAUUCCAGAGGAGAAGUGCAGAAGUCCUGAAAUUUAUGGAACAGAACUCACAGAAAAUAUGUUCUGUGCUGGCUACUUUGAUAGCAAAUCAGAUGCUUGUCAGGGAGAUUCUGGUGGACCUCUGGCUUGUGAAGAAAAUGACAUCUCUUACCUCUAUGGAAUUAUCAGCUGGGGAGAUGGCUGCGGCAGAGUCAACAAACCUGGAGUAUACACAAGAGUGACAAACUAUGUAAAGUGGAUUAAUGAGAAAAUAGCCCCUCGAAAAACUAGUUGA
Pyrgilauda ruficollis (rufous-necked snowfinch) is the source of this 1755-nucleotide messenger RNA. RefSeq names its product HGF activator (gene HGFAC). The record is from RefSeq and is a predicted model, not a curated record. The transcript is spliced from 14 exons. Gene Ontology annotation, molecular function: serine-type endopeptidase activity. Gene Ontology annotation, biological process: blood coagulation; zymogen activation. Gene Ontology annotation, cellular component: extracellular region; rough endoplasmic reticulum. Lineage: Eukaryota; Metazoa; Chordata; Aves; Passeriformes; Passeridae. Bases 4 to 1755 code for a protein of 583 amino acids.